AUGGCUAGACCAACAGAGCAGCGAGCUCGUGCAAUGCCUAGACCAGAAGAGCAGCGAACUCAUGCAAUGGCUAGACCAACAGAGCAGCGAGCUCAUGCAAUGGCUAGACCAACAGAGCAGCGAGCUCCUGAUAUGCCCAGAUCAGCAGAGCAACAAGCUCCUGCUAAGCGCCCCAGACUAGCAGAGCAACAAGCUCCUGCUAUUCCCACACCAGAAGAGCAGCAACCUCUUGCUAUCCGCAAGGCAGUACGACCCACUGAGGCGCCCACCAUUCUGCCAAAGAAUCCGUCACUUGUAGACGUGGUGAAGCAAGCCAGAAUAGAGGAACCGAAAGACGAUCAGCUGGCAAGAAAGGGCAAGCUGCAAGAUUUAGCACAAAAUAGGCUGGAAGAUCAUAUCAAGAUGACGAUGGACGCUGAUAGAGCAAAUGCUCGUUAUAUUGCCUGCAGAGAAAAGUUUAUGGGCAUUUGCUCGUUUAUCGAGGAAGCCGAGAAGCUCCACCCAAAUAUGCCCGAUUUCGAAAUUCUUACGAAAGCCAAUUCUUUAAGAAGGGAAAAGUUGACUUAUUUUGGGUUUGGCGAUAAUGAAGUUGACGUUCUCCUACAGGUUGAGGAUAUUGUCAAUUCUGAUAGGACCGAAUACGCGGCUUUUUUUAAGCGCAAGAUAACUACCGAAGCCAAAGGUCAGGCACUCUGUCAAAGCUGCAUCCUCAAAGAACGGGGAUACAGUCCAGAGAAGAGAAAGGGGAAGGAGGCCGCAUAG
This is a messenger RNA of Venustampulla echinocandica, 762 nucleotides long. RefSeq lists its product as uncharacterized. NCBI's taxonomy places the organism in Eukaryota, Fungi, Ascomycota, Leotiomycetes, Helotiales, Pleuroascaceae. The record is from RefSeq and is a predicted model, not a curated record. Bases 1 to 762 code for a protein of 253 amino acids. The transcript has 2 exons.